Anopheles marshallii is the source of this 840-nucleotide messenger RNA. Its product is annotated as sepiapterin reductase-like. NCBI's taxonomy places the organism in Eukaryota, Metazoa, Arthropoda, Insecta, Diptera, Culicidae. The transcript has a single exon. Gene Ontology annotation, biological process: tetrahydrobiopterin biosynthetic process. Bases 1 to 840 code for a protein of 279 amino acids. Gene Ontology annotation, molecular function: sepiapterin reductase (NADP+) activity. The record is from RefSeq and is a predicted model, not a curated record.
AUGUCUUCCUCGACGACACCAACAACGACGACGACGUCGACCACGGCCAUUAAUCUCGACCAGGUGGCAUACUUUCUGGUGACCGGUGCAUCGCGUGGUAUCGGUGCUAAGAUGGCCAUCGAGACGGCUCGCAAAUUCAAACCCGGUUCCGUCGUUGUGCUGCUGGCCCGGUCGGCAUCCGGCUUGGAAAGUACCCGUUCGGAGAUACUUGCCGUCAAUCCGCACGUUACCGUGGUGACUAGUUCGGUCGAUUUGGCAACGGCUUCUAAAGAGCUGCUGAACGAAAUACUGGACAAAUCGCUCGGCAAACAACAACCGACCGGCCAGUUCGGGUUGGCCUGUGUCAUCCAUAACGUUGGCACGAUUGGCAACAUUGAGCGGAAGGCGAUCGAUAUGGAUGAUCGCACCGAGUGGGAACAGUACUUUGGCACGAACCUGUUUACCGUGGCGGUGCUGAACAGUUGCUUUUUGCGCAAGUUCCAUUCCGUCUCCAGUAAGCUGGUCAUCAACAUCACCUCCAAGGCCUGCUUGGCACCGUUCCCGAGCAUGACGUACUACUGUGCCGGUAAGGCAGCUCGCGAGAUGUAUUUCCGUGUGCUGGCAGAAGAGGAAGCCACGACGGGCGUUACCGUGUUGAACUACUCGCCCGGACCGGUAGACACAGAAAUGACCGUCGAUCUGCAGGCGAACUCGAACGCACCGGAAAUCCGGGACUACUUUAAGAAUCUCCGCGAUACGACGACAAUACUUACGACCGAGCAAACGACGGCGAAAUUUUUGCAUAUACUCCAGAACGGUCUGUUCAAGUCGGGUGAUCAUGUCGAUUAUUAUGAUCACUAA